Molecule: messenger RNA, 1167 nt
Organism: Metschnikowia bicuspidata var. bicuspidata NRRL YB-4993
Lineage: Eukaryota; Fungi; Ascomycota; Pichiomycetes; Serinales; Metschnikowiaceae
Product: putative cysteine synthase
Exons: 1
Coding region: 1-1167 (388 amino acids)
Cellular component (GO): cytoplasm
Molecular function (GO): cysteine synthase activity
Source: RefSeq, a predicted model, not a curated record
AUGCUGACUUGGUUCAGUGCCCGGCAAUGGGCCGCGGCGUCGGCGCUUUUGGUCUUCGUGGGCUAUGAAAUCUGGAGCCACAAACGCACGGGCAACCGGCGGCUCACGCUUCUCCGGCCCAAGACAAAGGGCGUGGCCUCGCUCAUCGGGAACACGCCCAUGGUCGAAAUCGAGUCGCUCUCGAAACUCACCGGAUGCAAGAUCUACGCCAAGUUGGAGCUCAUGAAUCCCGCGGGCUCCGCCAAGGACCGCGUGGCGCUAGCCAUCAUCAGAGAAAACGAGCGCUUGGGCAAGUUGAGGCCGCAUAACGGGGACAUCAUCUACGAGGGCACUUCGGGCUCCACGGGGAUAUCGUUCACCGUGCUUGCCAAUGCGCUCGGAUACAUCGCACACAUCUGUCUUCCGUCGGACACGUCGCCCGAAAAAAUACAGCUCUUGCGCUCCUUGGGAGCGGAAGUCGAGCCCGUCAAGCCUGCCCCCAUCGUAGACCCCAAGCAGUACACGAAUGCGGCGAGAAGAGGGGCCCAGGAAGUGAACGAGGACAUAUCGAACGGCAAGAACGCCAUUUUCGCGGACCAGUUCGAGAACGACUUCAACUGGCGCAUCCACUACACCACUACCGGGCCGGAGAUCUGGGAGCAGGUGGACCACGACCUAGACUACUUCGUCACAGGUUCGGGCACCGGCGGCACCAUUGCGGGCGUGUCCAAGUACCUCAAGCAGCAGAGCAGCAAGGUGCAGGUGGUGCUUGCCGACCCCCAAGGCUCGGGCUUGGCGAACAGAAUCAAUUACGGCGUUAUGUACGAUUCCGUGGAGAAAGAGGGCGGCCGUAGAAGACACCAGGUCGACACCAUGGUGGAGGGCAUCGGCUUGAACCGCCUCACGUGGAACUUCCAACAAGGCGAGAACAACAUCGACGAGGCCAUCCGAGUGACAGAUGACCAGGCGGUGAAAAUGGCCAAGUUCUUGUGUGUCAACGACGGGCUCUUCUGGGGCCUGUCUGCCGCGGUGAAUUGCGUGGCGGCUGUCCAACUUGCAUUGAAGCAAGGACCCGGUAAGAAAAUCGUCGUCAUCGCGUGCGACUCGGGCGACAGGCACCUUCUGAAAUUCUGGAAGUCCGCAGCCGACGUGCCUGCCACGGUGUCGUUGCACGACAUUGUGCAAUAG